This is a messenger RNA of Labrus bergylta (ballan wrasse), 1813 nucleotides long. It is a transcript of the gene atf1, whose product is annotated as activating transcription factor 1. The record is from RefSeq and is a predicted model, not a curated record. Gene Ontology annotation, molecular function: DNA-binding transcription factor activity, RNA polymerase II-specific; protein binding; RNA polymerase II cis-regulatory region sequence-specific DNA binding. Gene Ontology annotation, cellular component: nucleus; ATF4-CREB1 transcription factor complex. Gene Ontology annotation, biological process: regulation of transcription by RNA polymerase II. NCBI's taxonomy places the organism in Eukaryota, Metazoa, Chordata, Actinopteri, Labriformes, Labridae.
CAGCCCCGCCCAUUUCCUCUGGGAAAAAAAAGUACUCAGCUAUUUUUUUUUAGCUGACAUCUUCGUAUUUUUAGCUGUUAGCCACUGCUACUUGGUAACUUUCCAACACCUCUCUUGUGUAUAAGUAUAAACACGAAUUUCACCAAGUCUUCGCUGUGAACAAGAGCAGUUACGCGGUCUUUGAAAAGUUACUAUGGAAGAAGUACACCAAGGCAGCAAUGGCACUGAUUCACAGACUGCCAUUAUUCCCACAUCCAUCACAACCUCUCAGUUCUCACAGAUAGCCCAACAGAUGUCGCUAGCUGGUUCUUCAGUGGCUCUUGUACAGAUGCCAGGGGGUCAGUUUCAGGUCCAAGGAGUGAUCCAGUCUGCACAAUCUUCGGUCAUUCAGUCCCCUCAGGGUCAGACUGCGCAGGUCAGGGACUCAGAUAGUGAAGAUUCACAGGACUCAUCAGACAGUGGAGAAGUCACUGCCCAAAAGACCCGAGAAAUUCUAGCAAGGCGGCCUUCUUACAGAAAAAUUCUGAAUGAACUUUCUUCAGAAGAAGUGACGCACAUUGAAGUGAAGGAUAACAGCCCGGCAUCCACAGGUGUUACAGUACCCACCACCCCAAUCUACCAGACCAGCAGCGGCCAGUACAUUACCAUAUCAGCUAAUGGUACAAUCCAGUUGGCGACUCCAGGGUCUGAAGGCAUUCAGGGACUACAGACUGUUGCCAUGGCAAACUCAGGUGGAGCCCAGCAGGGUACUACCAUCCUUCAGUAUGCCCAGACACCUGACGGCCAGCAAAUACUAGUGCCUAGCAACCAAGUUGUGGUACAAGGAGCAGGAGGUGAGAUGCAAGCAUACCAGAUCCGAACAGCCCCAACCAGCUCGCUGCCUCAGACUGUAGUUAUGACCUCUCCUGUGGGCAAAUCUGAUGAUCCAACAAUGAAGAGGGAAAUCAGGCUUGCAAAAAACAGAGAGGCAGCUCGUGAAUGUCGACGGAAGAAAAAAGAAUAUGUUAAAUGCCUGGAAAACCGUGUCGCUGUUCUCGAAAACCAAAACAAGACCCUUAUUGAAGAACUCAAAACAUUAAAGGACCUUUAUUGUGUUAAAACAGGAUAAGUCUUUGAAUAGAGGUUGAGGAUCGAUACAGAAUGUGGGAGCGUCACAGCUCAGCCAUUGGGACAUGAACAGGGUUUCUGGGAACACUUCCAUUUCAGGCUGAGAUCCUACUCUUUUUUUUUACUGUUUGAUAUAAAAGUGACCAGUGACGGCAAUACGAUAUACUCAGCAAACAAAAAUUAAAUCGGCCACUUUUCCACCUGCUUUUUUUAAAUCGCUAAUGCUAUAACAUUUAUAGUUGUGUACAUUUUUAAUACUGGGAGGUUUGAAAUUGUGAGAUUUAACUUUGAGUCUCAGUUUCUAAAUGUGUCCCUUUCCUCUUUUUUUCUUGUGUUCUUAAAAAUGUUACCGUUUAUUUUUUUUUAUCUUCCAACAGCAUCUGCAGGAUUUUGAAUAUUAAAUUACCAAGCAGACAUAAUCCCUCCUUAUUUUGUGAACCAGCAUUUCCCAUCAUUUUCCUUCAAAGGAAAUGUUACAACUGUCAUUCCUUAUUUUUGUGCAAUGAAAUAUAAAGGGUAAGAGAAAGCCACACAUUGAGUGUGCUUUGUUUGGUUGUUUCUUGGCAGUUACUUAGACAAUCAGGGAAAAAAAAGAAGCACAGUGUCCAGGUAAUAUUUAUUGUGUACAUCUUGGGAGGGUUGGGAAAGAAGAACAAUGUAUGAAAUGUUGCUGAUUCUGUAAGUAAAUAAAUAUAUUUUCACUCAA